GGGUCUGGUCCACUUAAAAGGGUCGUGGAGGGCUUGGGGCCGGGUCACUCGGGUGGAGUCUUCAGACAGCUGGUGCCGCAGGUCGCAGGAACCUUCGCUUCGCUCCAGUCAUGGCCUGUGGUCUGGUCGCAAGCAACCUGAAUCUCAAACCUGGCGAGUGUCUCAGAGUUCGAGGCGAGGUGGCCCCCGACGCCAAGAGCUUUGUGCUGAACCUGGGGAAAGACAGCAACAACCUGUGCCUGCACUUCAACCCCCGCUUCAACGCCCACGGGGACUCGAACACUAUCGUGUGCAACAGCAAGGAUGGCGGAGCCUGGGGGACUGAGCAGCGGGAGCCUGCCUUCCCUUUCCAGCCUGGGAGCACCGUGGAGGUGUGCGUCACCUUUGACCAGGCCGACCUGACCAUCAAGCUGCCGGAUGGACAUGAGUUCAAGUUCCCCAACCGCCUCAACAUGGAGGCCAUCAACUACAUGGCGGCGGAUGGCGACUUCAAGAUCAAGUGUGUGUCCUUUGAGUGAAGCCAGCCCGCCCGUAGGCCUCAAUAAAGGCAGCUGCCUCUGCUUCCCGCAA
Messenger RNA from Peromyscus eremicus (cactus mouse), 570 nucleotides. It is a transcript of the gene Lgals1, whose product is annotated as galectin 1. Bases 111 to 518 code for a protein of 135 amino acids. The transcript is spliced from 4 exons. Gene Ontology annotation, molecular function: carbohydrate binding; laminin binding. Lineage: Eukaryota; Metazoa; Chordata; Mammalia; Rodentia; Cricetidae. The record is from RefSeq and is a predicted model, not a curated record.